AUGGCGACAACAAAGGACAUCAUCGCCGACUUUGAGGCAUGGCAGACCAAGCUCUUCCAGACACUCGUCAAGGCAACCAAGGCAGCCAAUGCCAUCCCUGCAGGCGAUGUCUCCUUCUACAAGACACUCGAUCGUGACUUUGCCAACAACAUGAAGGAGGCCUCCGCCUCGACCCUCGACAUGUGCAACGGUAUCCUGCGUCAGGCUGGUGGACAGAGCGUCGAGGAGCUCAAGGACGGCGACGAUAUGAAGGACCGUUUUGAUAUUAUUGUUGAUGUUGUCGAUAACAUGCUGGAGAAAGUGGAUGUUGUUAUGGAUGAAAUGAAGGCACCAAGAAAGAAGGGUGGUGCAGCCAUUGCCCAGAGUGCACCCGUCGUCGCCCUCGCCAAGAGCAACAAGCUGGAAUACAAGUUGAUCCACGCUCAGAACAUUGCUCGCCCCCAGCUCCGAUUCCCAGACCCUGUCGACAACUCCUCAACACCCUUUGCUCGAAAGAUCAACUAUAAGCCUAACGCCAAGGUUGAUCUCAAUUACGGCAUGGACCUCAACAGCGACACACCUUCAGAGUUGAUUGAGCAGCCCCACCCAUACGAAUACGAGAUCAAGCAUUUGGAAUACCCCGAACACAUGUUUGAGCAGCGCCCCGAACAACUCUACCACCCCUUCGACACCACUUCGGCGAUCUGGGUCGAGACUGAGGAGGAACUCAAAGAAAUGUGCAAGUCAUUGGAGGUGCAGCGGGAGAUUGCUAUCGAUUUGGAGCAUCACGAUUACCGGUCAUUCCAGGGCUUUGUCUGUUUGAUGCAGAUUUCCACACGCGAUCAGGAUUAUAUUAUUGAUACAUUGGAGCUUAGGGGUUCGUUGCACCUUUUGAACCAGUCGUUUACGGAUCCCAAGAUCGUCAAGAUUUUCCAUGGUGCCGAUCACGAUAUCAUUUGGUUGCAGCGGGACUUUGGAGUUUAUAUCGUCAAUCUUUUUGAUACCUAUCACGCCAGCAAGCUUCUCGAAUUCGGCGCACAUUCGUUGGCGCAUUUGCUCAAACUGUAUGCGGACUAUGAUGCGGACAAGAGAUACCAGCUUGCAGACUGGCGUAUUCGGCCAUUGCCAAAGGAGAUGCUCAACUAUGCACGAUCGGAUACCCACUUUUUGUUGUACGUGUACGAUCGGAUGAGGAACGCCCUUCUGGACAAGUCCAACCCCGUCACACACAACCUCCUCCACGCAACACUUCAACGCUCAGCUGAAACCUCUCUCAAACGACACACCAAGGAGAUCUACGAUGCCGAAGGAGGCGAUGGACCUGGCGGAUGGAGGAACUUGUACUCCAAGUGGAACCGUGCCCUUAACGGACAGCAGUUUGCGGUCUUCAAGGCUGUCCAUGCUUGGCGUGAUCAGAUGGCUCGUGAGGAAGAUGAGAGUAUUCGGUAUGUGCUGCCCAACCAUAUGAUGUUCACACUGGCGGAAAAGAUGCCUGAAGAGUCUGCGGCUGUCUUGGCGUGCUGUAACCCUGUCCCACCACCUGUCAGGAUGCAUGCCACCGACUUGGCGCUCUUGAUUGCCCAGACAAAGUCGCGUGUGACCUCUUUGGUGGCCAGUCAGAAGAUUGUUGAGAUUCAAGUUCCUGUUCAUGUGCGGUUCGACCCCAAGACUGGGCUUCAGGGAACUGAUGAGGCAAAGUCUUCAACAGAUGCUCAUGCUUCUUCUACUACUUCUGCCCUUGCCGCGAAGGCCGCUACAUCUUCGAGCCAGAGUGGCAAGUCCUUGGUCGCUUCGUCGUCGUCCAUGUUCCAGUCGACAGUGGGACCCAUCGCCAACAGACCCGUGGUCGACCCUACGCCAUUCAUAGCCAAGCGCUCAGGAAUGUUUGGCGACAUGUCUACAUCCAAUGCUUCGAAGGAGGCGCAGGUGGCUGAGGAGAGGGCUUCAAGAAUCAUGUACGAGCUCUCUAUCCAGCGCGAGUCUGCAGCCGCCGUCUUCAAGGAGAUCGACAGUGUUGUACAGGUUCAGCCUGAGCCUGAGAAGGAGGUUGUACCAGCAGCGGAGGAGGAAGUUGUGUUUGUCCCUCAAGAGGAGCGUGCUACCAAGAAGCGUACAGAUGUUUUGUUGUUGAACACAAUGUCCAAGAAGCGCUCAAGAGCCUUGGAUGAGGAUCGUGCCGAGUUGAGGCAGGAGGAGCAGGAGACCGAGGGUGAGACUGGAUCGGGAGUGUCGAGCGCAGUAGAGGGUGGCGAGAACGACGAUGUGGUCGCUAUCAAGAAGAAAAAGUCCAAGAAGGAGAAGAAGGAGAAGACUUCUGCUUCAACUUCGCUAUCCGCAACACCUGCCUCGUCGGCUCCUGGAACAGACAAUGAGGAGGAAGGGUUCCAGCCCUUUGAUUACAGCACGGCUCAGUCGGUCGUCGAUGGAACAAUCGAUGAUGCGAUCAACAAGAAGAAGAAGAAGCAAAGAAAGCAGGCCCCCGCCCCCAAUGCACCUCCCGCACCGUUCGAUCCCUACAACAAGUUGGAGGAAAAGAAGGAGCUCCAGAAAAAGGACGCCUCCUUCUCUCGUGCUCCCAAGUCUGGCUCGCGCAGCAUGAGUUAUGCUCGCAAGUAG
Linnemannia hyalina is the source of this 2595-nucleotide messenger RNA. NCBI's taxonomy places the organism in Eukaryota, Fungi, Mortierellomycota, Mortierellomycetes, Mortierellales, Mortierellaceae. The record is from the annotation of a GenBank genome assembly.